CGUUCUCUUACAUGGUCAAAUUGUGUAUUGGCGAUAACAAAAUCAUCAUCAACGUCAUAUUCUUCCCCUUUCUCUCUACUAUUAGUUCGUGUUCUCAUUUCUUGGUCUGUAGUUUCAUUGUUAAUCUUCAUCAACAACCGUGAAAUCAACCAUCAAAUUUUCAGAUCCGAUUUGAAAAAUAACAAUUUUUUGCCAUUUAUUUUGAUUUAUUGGCAAUAUAAAUAAUCGAUUUGCUUAUUUAGUAAAUAUAACAACUUUUUCGAAUUUCGAAAGCCUAAAUUCGACGCUAAUCCGUAGAUCUGAUCACAAACACAUCGAUUUCUUUGUGUUCCUGUGGUCUUAGAAACAAUUUGGUGAAUUAAAACUUAGAUCGGGUUCAGACUCCGAAAAACCCUAGAUUUGGUUUUAUUGGCAUGGGAAGUGAUGUUAAAAUGAAAGUGGGUUCAAAUGAAGAAGGUGAAAUUUCUGAAGAGAAUGAAUCUAAGUUGUGGAAACAACAAUCCAUCAACAAGACAGCGACGGCGGUGACGGAAACAACAACGGUAACUUCGGAUUCAUCGAAUAACAAAGAUAACAAUCACAAAAACAGUUAUUGGAUGAGGGAUCUGUAUAAGUAUUCAUAUCCAAGAGGAUAUGGAGCUGCCUCUGGUUUGUAUAAUUUAGCAUGGGCGCAAGCUGUACAGAAUAAGCCUCUGAAUGAGGUUCUUGUUGAGCUUAAGAAAGAUGAUAUUGAUGAAAAAAAGAACAAGAACAAUAACACCAAUAGUAGUAGUGAUGUGGAUAAUACCACUGAUGUGAAAGAACAACAACAACAACAAGAUGAACAACCAAUGUUAGUAAAUAGUAAUGGUGUUGCUAGUAGUAAUGAAGUUGCUGAGGUCGUUGAUAGUGAAAAAGAAGAAGGUGAAUUGGAAGAAGGUGAAAUUGAUUUUGAUUCUGAUACUGAUAAUAACAAUAAUCAGUUCAAUAAUGGUAAUAAAGUUGAAGUUGGGUUUAGUGGAUUUGAGAUGGAUGAUGAAGAAUUGGAAAAUCAAGUGUCUUCUAUUCGUAAAGUUCUUCACAAUGUCAGUAUUGCUGAAGCUAAUAAAUCAUUUGAUAUUGUGUGCGCUCGAUUGCAAAGUUCGUUGGAGAGUUUGAGACAGUUGGUAUUGCAUACAUGGUUUCCUUCAAAGGAUGCACUCAUUCAACAAUCUUUUGAUGCUAUUCUGUGUGUUUACUCUGUUUACACUUCUAUGAGUGAUACUAUAAAAGAUCAGAACAAGGAUAGGAUGUCAAGGCUGCUUACGUUUGUCAAGAGUUUUAGUUCUGUUCUUUUUACACCAGAACAGAGAAAAGAGGUGGAAGACAUGAUUGCCGCUGUUAACCCACCUGUAGUUUCUGUUAAAUCCAAAUCCAGGAACAGGCAAGAGGAGUUGCCGGUUACAGAAAAGGCCAUCCUCACUGAUUUGAACACUUUAACUGUGAAUACUGGUGAUUAUGGUUCGGACAAUUUGAAAAAAAAAGGAUUUGAUUCGUCUGUUUACCAGGCUGAAAGAAAGAACAAUGACAUUCUAUCAGAUGCAAUCAAACAAUUUCAGUCUAAUUCAAAGAAUAGGAACAGUUUUGGUCCUCUGCUUGAUCUGCAUAAAGUUCAUGAUGAAGAUAGUCUUCCAUCGCCUACCAGUAAAGCAAUGCCCCCCUCGCCUUUCCUUGAAUCAGCUGCCCCCCCUAAGGUAGGGCAUGCUUUGCAGAAUCCUGGGGUGCAUCCUUAUGAGACUGAUGCGGUGAAGGCUGUGUCAAGUUACCAACAAAGGUUUGGUCGGAGUACGUUCUUAGCAAUGGAUAGACUUCCUAGUCCAACUCCGUCUGAAGAUGGAAAUGAUGGUGGUGCUGAUGAUAACAAUGAGGAGAUUUCGAGUUCUAUAGCCCAUAAUUCUCUCAAUAGGAAUACAAAUCCCUCAGUCGUGCUUCAAUCAGUUGCUUCUUCUGCCGUUCAGACAACUAGUUCAACUGUACAACGCUUAGUCAGUGGUACUAAUGCUGGAAUUCCGUGUGCUGUGUCUUCUCCUUCAUUGCGUGUUCCUGUGAAGAGCCGAGAUCCUAGGCUUCGGCAUCUUAAUCCUAAUUUUGGCUCGUUAGACCUUAGUUUUUGUCCCUCACCUCUGGUACCUUUUUCAGCAUCAAAAUUGGAGCCUCUGUCUGAGUUGAUGAAUCCCAAGAAAGUCAAGGCAGCUGAAGUUCCUAUCUUGGAUGGUCCUGCACUCAAGAGGCCACGGAUUGUCCAGGAAAAUGAAGCUAAGGUCACAAAUGCAAAUCCUGUAAAAACAGUGCUAGGAAGUACUGGAGUUGAGACUAGUAAUAUUCCAGGGUCGCAAUUUGCAAGUAGAGGGCUCUUGGUGUCAACAAAUGAUCCUCGAAAAUCAUUAAGCAGUACUGUUUCCACCGGAAUUACUGACAUUAGUCCCAGUGUCACAGUGAAUUCAACUACACAACCUGUAAUGAGUAUUAGUGGCACGCCUUCAUUGCAGUCCCUGUUGAAAGACAUUGCAGGAAAUCCAGCAGCGUGGAUGAAUAUUAUUAACGAGCAGAAAAAAUCCAGUGAACCUGUGCAGAGUGUAUUACAUUCAGGAAACUUAAAGUCAAUACUAGGAGCAGCACCAUUGCCUACUACUGCUGCCACAGUUUCACCUGGGGUGGUGCAGACGAGUGCAGGAUUGCUUCAGGUUCCUUCUCAGCCAGCGGUCACGGAUGAAUCUGUAAAACUUCGCAUGAAACCCAGAGAUCCUCGCCGUGCCCUGCAUCAAAGGACUGGAAUUUCAGUGGCAGAGCAGCCUAAGUUGAAUGGAGUCCACAGUGCAACAACACAGGGACUCCAGGACAAUUUAAAUUCCCAAAGGCAUGCUAAUGGGACAAGCUUAAGUGCGGCAUCUGCUCAGACGCCAGCUUUACCUGAUAUUACGAAGCAGUUUACAAAGAAUUUGAGAAAUAUUGCUGACAUAAUUUCUGCCCCUCAAACAUCCAGCGUACAGUCUCCACUUCCAAAAAGUACUGCAUCUGUGCAAUCUAAUUUGGAUAGAGUAAGUGCUAGUUCUGGUGGGCUAGUAAAUACUGCUGAUCAGCGUACUGGCUCUGGAUUGAAGCCUGAAGAAGUUGCAACUGGUCGUCCACAAUGGCAGAACAGUUGGGGAGAUGUUGAGCAUCUUUUUGAAGGAUAUGAUGAUCAGCAGAAGGCAGCUAUACAGCAAGAGAGAACUAGAAGGCUUGACGAACAGAAGAAAAUGUUUGCUUCUCGUAAAUUAUGUCUUGUGUUGGACCUGGAUCACACGCUUCUUAAUUCAGCGAAGUUCACUGAGGUAGAUCCUGUGCAUGAUGAGAUCUUGAGAAAGAAAGAGGAGCAAGAUCGUGAAAAGCCUCGGAGGCAUCUCUUUCGUUUUCCUCAUAUGGCGAUGUGGACGAAAUUGCGACCCGGUAUUUGGACUUUCUUAGAGAAGGCAAGUAAGCUUUAUGAAUUACAUCUUUAUACAAUGGGUAACAAGUUGUAUGCCACUGAGAUGGCCAAAGUGCUUGAUCCAAAGGGAAGUUUGUUUGCUGGCCGAGUUAUCUCACGGGGUGAUGAUGGGGAUCUUUUUGAUGGUGAUGAACGGGUCCCCAAGAGCAAGGAUUUAGAGGGUGUUUUGGGUAUGGAAUCUUCUGUUGUAAUAAUAGAUGAUUCUGCCAGAGUUUGGCCACAUAACAAGCAUAAUUUGAUAGUUGUGGAAAGGUAUAUAUAUUUUCCUUGUAGUAGGAGACAAUUUGGGUUGCAAGGACCUUCACUUCUUGAGAUUGACCAUGAUGAGAGACCAGAAGAAGGAACACUGGCAUCAUCGUUGGCAGUUAUCGAAAGAAUACACCAAAACUUUUUUGCUCACAAGGCCCUAGAUGAUGUGGAUGUGAGAAAUAUAUUGGCUUCCGAACAGCGAAAGAUUUUGGCAGGUUGCCGUAUUGUAUUCAGCAGGGUUUUUCCUGUUGAGGAAGCUAAUCCUCAUUUACACCCACUUUGGAAGACGGCACAGCAAUUUGGUGCUGUGUGCACCAAUCAGAUUGAUGAACAAGUCACCCAUGUAGUUGCCAAUUCUCCAGGGACUGACAAGGUUAAUUGGGCUCUAUCAACUGGAAGAUUUGUUGUGCAUCCUGGCUGGGUUGAAGCGUCUGCAUUACUUUAUAGAAGGGCAAAUGAACAAGAUUUUUCCAUCAGUUCCUAAACAAUUACAAUCCGUCCUGCCCUGGUCAUACAAACACCAUUAAGUUCAGGUGUUUUAAACUUCUGGAAUCAGGGCUGGGGAAACCAGAAACUUCUUUCAUAUUUUCUGGGAAAAUCUAAUCUCAAACCCACCCUUGCUAGUGAUGGUCCAAAUGUAGUUUUGAUGGUGAGGAUCAGGCCUAGCUUUCAUCCCUUAACCUUUCGCUAUGCAUUUGUGGUCGUGUGUCGCUCCAAGAAUUGGGUUGUGGAAGUAUAUUCUUAUAGGUACACUGGAAAAGUUUUGUGGUUGUGUUAAUAGUUUGGAAAGGAUUCUACAGCUAAAGGUCAUUCCAUUUUUGGGAUUAUACUUGGCGUUGCAUGGGAUAAUGGUCGUUGCUCCAACAGUUUUGAGAAGGUAAUUGGAGGGAAACCAAUGUCAUGGGUCUAAAGAGGAUGAUUAGGACCAAUGUCGAGCAUUUCUGGUAUGUGGUGUCCCCUUGCGGGGCUAAGGGAUAAGCUGGGACGUUUUUAUUAGUCGUGGUUGCGUAGAAAAAGCGUGAUUUUUUGGCAACUUUGCCCUAAAAGAUUCAAGAGGCAAAGUCGCCAAGGCUGGACAAAGUAAUUGUGUGUGGAAGCCGAAAAUAUUAAUCUUUAUAACUAACCAUUAACACAAGAGAAAAAAUUGAGGGAGGAAUGUGGACUUAAAAAGAACUUUUUGACCAAAAUUGAAGAAAUACCAUUCAGAUUACCGUAGUCUAAACCAGUUACGAGUUAGACGACUGGUUAGGUUGUGUGUCAUAUAAUUUCAAUAUGCAAAUAUGUCGGUCUUGUUGAACUCCCAAUCUAAUUAACCUCAUUAGAGGAAAAUCGGCAAGUAGGAUCGUGUUGAUCAGUCUGUUCCUUGGAAGCCUUUAUAUCACCCAGAAUAUGUAGCAAUAGCUUCUGUGACUUCACAUAAAUCCGCCUCAUAGAACUACUACAAAUUCUACAAUACUACAAGUAAAAGUAUUCUUAAUUUGGCUCCCAAAUUCGACCUCUUAUUAUAUUAGGUUAUGACGUGAAAAAGUAGUAUUAGUUAUUGAAGAAAUCUGCAUUUGUGAUUUAAAUGGACAAAAUUUAAUGAAUUGUUUCUAGUUUAUGAAACUCAUUCUGAAAUUUUCAUGUCA
Amaranthus tricolor (Joseph's coat) is the source of this 5364-nucleotide messenger RNA. RefSeq names its product RNA polymerase II C-terminal domain phosphatase-like 3. The transcript is spliced from 12 exons. The record is from RefSeq and is a predicted model, not a curated record. Gene Ontology annotation, cellular component: nucleus. The coding region runs from base 414 to 4220 and encodes 1268 amino acids. Gene Ontology annotation, molecular function: RNA polymerase II CTD heptapeptide repeat phosphatase activity. NCBI's taxonomy places the organism in Eukaryota, Viridiplantae, Streptophyta, Magnoliopsida, Caryophyllales, Amaranthaceae.